AAAGAUCACGACUCAGGAAAAUCUCUGAUAGUUGCAGAGUUCAAUGCGCUGAAAUAACAGACAAUUGCGAAGCAAAGAGCUGAACACGUUUGUAAAGAUAAGAAAGUCUGACCAAGACAGACUCUCUUAUUUUAACAAAUAGCUCUAUGCCUCACUCAAAGCCCCCAAAAUACUUUCGAGAGGGCAACCCUGGCAAGUAUUUUAAAAAUCGUAAAAGUGUUGUGAGUCAGCAAUCUCAUGAGUUCAAAUAAGGACAUUGAAAGUAAAAAUAUAAAUAUCAGCAGAAUCCAGAUUCCGUUCAAAUAAGUCAAGCUUUAUAGAUGGCUCACUAAAUGACGAAACCUCUUACAAGCGGCACAAAAUUUCAGCAGGUCAUAAUAAAGAGUUGCCCCUACACCGCCAGUUACGAGAGAAGAGAUCCUCAGCUGAGAUAGAGUCAAGCAAGGCGAUCCCUGAGAGUUUCCCCUCAAUUGAAGUUAUUGAUACCAAAACAAAAUAACUCCAAAAAUGUUCAUAAAAGUUAUUAUAACUCGUUUUAUAAAAAUGAAGAACAAAUGAAACCACUACAGCCAUCUAAUAUGCAAAAAGGCACUAGCUCUCUGGUUAAUCUCAGUCGGAGGAUAAAACGGCCUGGAGUGACUGCUUCAGUCCUACCAAGGCUCAAAAAAGGAUCCACAAAGCUUACUAUUGGAGGCAAAGGGAAAAUAAUAUUCAGCAAUCAAGAUCAGAUUCCUAUUAUGUUCAGAGAACGACUGAAAUAAUGUAACA
This is a messenger RNA of Moneuplotes crassus, 768 nucleotides long. NCBI's taxonomy places the organism in Eukaryota, Ciliophora, Spirotrichea, Euplotida, Euplotidae. The record is from the annotation of a GenBank genome assembly.